AUGCCAAAGACUCCAUCUAUUGCUGGAAUCAGAGCUCAUUACAACUUGCCAACUUUAUUUUCUGCCACUGAUAAGACGUUUCAUAGACAACGCAAACGUAUCUUAUCACCAGCUUUCUCUAUAAAAUAUGUGGCGUCACUUGAGCCAUUAAUUCAAUCUUGCGUAAAAUCAUUAAUCAAAAAAAUAGAUUCUCUUUCAAAUCUUUCGUCAAAAUCUUUGCACUCAUUAAACGCGACAUCUAUUCAAUUCAAUAAAGAUAAUAUACCAUCAAUAAACCUUUUUCAAUUGAUACAAUUUUGUACUUUGGAUAUAAUUGGUGAAACGGCUUUUGGUGGAUCUUUUAAUAUGGUUGAGAAAGAAUGCCAUCCAUUACCUAUUAAAAUAUCUGAAGAGAUGAAAAGAAGAGUCUUGUGCUAUACUUUUCCUUAUUUCAAAAUGUUUUUUAAAAAAGAUCCUUGGUGUGAUGAGUUUGUAUCAAAUAUUAUAAAAAAUCGAAUUGAACAAAACUCAAAGACAUCUGAACGACGUACUGAUAUUUUACAAAUUCUGCUUAAUAAUCAUAAUCCAUUGAAGCAAUCCUCACCAACAACACCCGUUGACAUAUCUGAUGGUAAAACUAUGAGUGACUUUGAGAUACAAGAUCAAAUGAUAGAAUUUUUAAUAGGAGGUAGUGAUUCAAGUGCAUUCACUAUCAUUAUGGCAAUUAUUUUGUUACUCAAUCAUCCUGAAAAAUUGAAAAAUUUAAGAAUCGAAUUGAAAUCCGCGUUUUCUAAUUUACAAUCAAUUGAAGAUGAGGAUAACCUAGUUUUACCAACCCAUGAAACUUUAAAAUCUCUUAGAUAUUUAAAUGCUAUAAUUGAUGAAACAUUACGACUAUUUCCUAUAGCAUUGGGUGGUAUAAUGCGACAAACAACUAAUGAUACCAUAAUUUCCAAUCAUUUAAUUCCUAAAGAUACCAUAGUUACCGCCUCAAUUUGGAAACUUCAUAGAUCCAAACAAAUUUGGGGUCAAGAUGUUGAUGAAUUUAUACCUGAGCGAUGGUUUGAUUUAAAUCCGAAAAUAAGAAAUGAUGCUUAUUAUCCUUUUGGUAGUGGUUCUAGGUUAUGUGUAGGAAUUAAUUUUGCCUUGAUGGAAAUAAGAAUUAUUCUAAGUGCGUUAUUUAUAAAUUAUGAUUUUGUUGCCAAGGAAGAUGACGAUUUACAAAUCGUUCAGUUUAUUACUCCGUCUUUAAGAAGUAAAAAAUUUGAAGUAAAGGCUAUCCGUUUGCGUGAAGGUAAAAAUUUAAAUCACGCUUGA
Cetraspora pellucida is the source of this 1296-nucleotide messenger RNA. Lineage: Eukaryota; Fungi; Glomeromycota; Glomeromycetes; Diversisporales; Gigasporaceae. The record is from the annotation of a GenBank genome assembly.